Rotaria sordida is the source of this 1722-nucleotide messenger RNA. Lineage: Eukaryota; Metazoa; Rotifera; Eurotatoria; Philodinida; Philodinidae. The record is from the annotation of a GenBank genome assembly.
AUGAGCGGUGAGAAGAAACGAUAUCGAUGGCGACGUCGUCCAGUAUUAGUUGAAGAAAGUUUAAUUAUUAAUUCAACAUUAACAACUAUAACAACAAGAGAUAAAGAAGAAAAACAUACUGAAAAUAUUCAACGAAAAUGGUAUAAUAAUAAUAAUAAUAAUGAUGAUGAAGAUAUUCAAUUAAAAACUUUAUCAUCUAACGAAACAAUUUCAGAAAAAAUUGAUAGAAUUCUUAAAAAAAUAAAUGCUUGGACAAAUGAUUCAUCAAUACCAACAAGAAAUAAUAAUAAUAAUAAUAAUAAUAAUAAUAAUAAUAAUACAAACAAUUCUACUCAACAAAAAAUGCCUUUUAAUAAAACAAAAAAUUCAUCAUCAUCAUCAUCUAAUCAUGAAAAUAUUCAACGAAGAACAAAUAAUAAAAAAGCAAAUUCUACUGCAUCAUCUGAUACAUUUCGUCAACGUUGUUCAUCAUCAACAUAUGAAGAUUCACCAAUGAUUAAACUUGAAAAAUUAACAAAUCCUCGACCAUAUUCGAUGACAUUUAUUCAAGAACCAUUAUCAAUUAGUCCAUCAUAUAAUAAAAAUCCAAUAUAUGAAAAACCAAGUUUAACAAAACGAAUAUUUCAUCGAGAAAAUUCAUGUGAUCCUAAUCAACGUCGAUCAAUAUGUUCACAAAAUACAAAUUUAACAUCUUUAUCAUCAACAUAUGGUUCAGAUUUUUUCUAUCCAUUUACAUCGGAUCAAGAACAACAUGAUUAUGAUAAUUUACGUUUUAUACAAAAUUCUUCUCAUCAACAAUAUGAUCCAUUUCCAACUGUUCUCGUUGACUGUCAACGUUGUAGUCGAAGUGUUGAUCGAUCAUUAUUACGUGAUAUAUCAUGUCAAGUACCAUCCGAUGAAGAAUCGUCUGAAGAUAUUCAAUUAGAAAAUCGUAAAACUACAAGAUCUUCUCCUUUAUAUAUGUCACCACGAUCGUCACCAUUACUUUGUCAUCCACCAAUGGCUGAUAGUUUGUUAGCUCCAUAUCAUUUUCGACGAAAACAUUCUUUGUCAUCAUAUGUUGAUAUACACAAUCGUUCGAAAUCUGUUCCAUCUUCAUCAUCAACAACAUCAUCAACAUCAAGUCAAAAAAUACAUUUAUUACCAAGAUUUUCUCCAUUACCAACAACAUCCGAUUUAAAUUCUAUACCAUCGACUACAACACUUCUUCGUUCAAUUAAAACAUCAAUUAAUGCAAUGAAAAAACGCCUGAAAGAAAUUCGACGUUUGUCUGAGGAUUCAAACGUAACAACCGUCUUAGACGAUUAUACGGCACGCAGUUCACAAGAAUUAACUGUAAACAAAGGUCAACAUGUUCGUGUCGUUCAAAAACAACUACCUAAUGCGCCUGAUUGGUGUCUUAUUCGUUUAUUAAACGAACAACAUCAUCAACAACAAAAUCAAUCGACUUCAUCUUCACUUGCAACAUCAUCAACAACUAUUACAAGUGGAUCAGGAGAUUUAUCAUUAACACCAUUUACAAAAUAUAUCGAAGGACUUGUUCCAGCAGCUAUUCUUAAAUCAACUAGACCAUCUUCAUCAAAUAUUCAACUACCAGGACCACCGCCACCAUUAUCUAAUCUAUUAACUAGUAGUAAAAGUGACCAAGGUAAAAAAAAAAAAAGAAAAAAACAUAUCGAUUAUUAUUCAAGAAAUAUUCUUAUUUAUUAUAAUCAAAUAUAG